Geosmithia morbida is the source of this 4704-nucleotide messenger RNA. RefSeq lists its product as uncharacterized. The record is from RefSeq and is a predicted model, not a curated record. Gene Ontology annotation, cellular component: cytosol. Lineage: Eukaryota; Fungi; Ascomycota; Sordariomycetes; Hypocreales; Bionectriaceae. Gene Ontology annotation, biological process: tRNA methylation. The coding region runs from base 1 to 4704 and encodes 1567 amino acids. The transcript has 6 exons.
AUGGAAGAUCAACGCGUCUUGGAGAUUUCUAACCUCCUAGAAAAUCAAGACCAGACGAUUUCAUGGAUAGAAAGCCAGUCUUCCGAGAUCCAAGCAAAACAUGCUGAGACAGGGAUCUUGCGGCUCUUGGGGGAAGCCGGCCAGCCCAAAUCUUCAUCUGGAAAUGCCUGUGUGAGACUCUGCAGUUUUGUGGAGCGCUGCUCUAAGGCGAAGUCGCAGUCACUGCGUGACUGGGCAUUCUCGCGAGAUGUGACAGAGAAGCUCUUCACCUUUUAUACUGAGUGGAAUGAGUCGGACCAACAUCGUUCCAUGAAACUCGUUCUGGAUCUUAUUGUGAAACUCAUGAAGAAGAACUCCAAACCCGAAACGGCUGUCGAGACGGAGAGAGAGCUCCUAAAGACGCUUGUCUCCAUCGUCGUGGGCACCUCGACCAAGCCUGUCGUCAAGUCAGCCAUCAAGAUCAUUGACCACUUCCUAACCAAGGGAGUUUUCAAUAUUGAUGACUUGAGGGUCACCUACAUCACUUGCCGACCUGAGGCGGGUUCCAGCAAUGAUGAAUAUGAGGUCUGGCGAAAGUUCUUCGUCGAGCUCUUCCAGUGGAUGCGUAUACACUUCAUCUGUCCCACGGCCGGUCGGUGUAUAGUUCUGCUCUAUCGUACUAUUAGAGCGCGUGACUCUGCUCAGUACCCAGAGCUACAGGUUGAGACGUGGAAUCAGUGGCUACUUGACUUCCUCUCGGAAAACCCAUCUCUUCUAGAGUCUGUCAAGAACUAUGUGCUACUUCCCCUUUUCAAGGCCGACCGGUCUGAAGCCCUAAGAUACCUUCACAUGGCGAGCAACCAGAAAGUCAUUGGCACAACCAUGGAUCUGGAAAUGGACAUGACUAUCCUCCUUCAGCUGACGGCUCUGGAAACGGGGAAGCGCGUUGGCCUUGUCGAGGAGCCAGCGCUGAGCAAGGAUGAGGAGGGCAGGUCUGGAGACGAUACAUCCGCUAUUAUACUCGACGAGAAGAUUCUGACAAGGGUCUUGUCCCACCCUGAUCAUGAGGUCCGGUCCUUGGCCCUUUCCCUGCUCAUAUCGUCGCCGUCAACCACCAGACCUUACUCCCUGAGCGCCUUCAGCCUGCUGCAGAAGCACUUGGGUGCAUACUUCGCAGACACGGACGCAAAGUUCCGAGUCGAUGUUGUGACCAAAGCUCGUGAUAUGUUCAAGCGAGUCAGGGGCUCUAUAUGUGUCCUAAAGCGCAGCAUACCGCGAGCGAGAGCAAAGGACCGGAAAAUGAAUACAGCCAUGGGUGAGUUUGAGAGGUCCAGCGAACAGCCGGUGGUGUAUCAGAACAACUUGAUAUCCAUGCCGGAAGCCCAGCUGGUAAACUGUCUCGAGUACCACGAGAAGUUCCUACGUUGGUAUAUCGAGUUCCUCUGCGGAGGGCUGACACCGACUGCUUCGUACCAGCGACACGUCGGCUCCUUGAAGGCCCUCUCUUCCAUUGUACGUAUGGAAGGUCAGGCUUCGAAGACGUGGGAGACGGCAGAUGAUCAGGAGCUUCUAUACGAUCUAUUUGAUGAAACUUGGAUGCGGGCUUUAUUCGACCUGACCAUGGAUCCCUUCGACGAUGUGCGAGACAUGUCGGCAGCGGCGCUGAGGGAAAUCCUGAGCAGCGCAAAGUACCGCCGGUUUACCCUAAAGGUCCCCGGAAGCACUGUAUCCUCCUCAUUGGAACUUCGAGACCUCAUGAACCGUUCAAAAGCGCUAGCCGGACGAACAGCCAGGGCCGACCACGCAGAUGGAGCCGCCAGGGGCGCGCAGUUGGUAUACAAAUUUUUGGCCAGCGGCGACGAACGGCUGUCCUUCUUGUCUGAUUUAGUGGAACAGCUUGAGGGGAAGCUCGCCGUGGCCCAGAAAGACCUUGGACGCGCUGUCCUGGAGGCACCGGUGCAUGGAGACUUUGCUGCUCUGCGAUACAUUUGGCAGGUUGCCUCGGAGACCAAGUUCGAGCAGGCUGAACUGGACUCCGUUAGGGGGCUGCAGUUGAGAAUCAUAGACUGCUGCAGCAGAGUCUGGAAUUCAGUCAAGAGUAUUCUCUGCGAUGACUCGCCCGAGGGCCACUUGCCCCAAGAGCUUGAGGAGGUUGACGGAAUUAACACUAAGGACGUGCUGAGCUACAGCUUCCGUUCGGUACACGAAUCUAGUAACCUUAUGCGGACCGUAGUCCUGACAAUCCGCAACAAAGAUAUGGAAGGGGUGAUAAGCCCGUCAUCCGCUUCUUUUGCGAAGAUUGGAAACCUAUCUUUCAACCAGCUGUCGACGCUCAGACAUCGUGGCGCUUUCACAACAGUCUCGACCACUUUCGCGACUUGCUGCCAGCAGACGAAGUAUCUGGGAUUCGAUGGGGCUUCAAGGGGCGAUGGCCUCCUGGAGGAAUGGUACAAGGGCACAAUGGAAGCAAUCUUCGCUCAGGUCUAUACGACACGCAGAUCUGCUGGAAUCCCAUCCCUGAUGACAGGCAUUCUGUCGGCCAACGCCCCCAACCCUUCGUUUGAGCAGGUUAUGGAGAAGUUGAUGGAGAUUGCCAGCAUGGAGGCGCGUGUACGCGAGAAGGAUGGGACCAACCUGCCGCAGGUGCACGCGUACAACUGCCUCAAAGACAUCUUCAAGAACUCGCUCCUCACGUCAAUGGGAAACAAGUCGGACAAGUACAUUCCGCAAUGCCUGGAACUUGCGGCCAACGGGCUCAAGUGUGAGGUCUGGGCGAUCCGCAACUGCGGCCUUAUCCUCCUCCGAAGCCUGAUUGACUGCCUGUUCGGGUCUAACGAGAGCAAGUCCAUGAUCGAGGCAGGCUGGGACGGCAAGACAAACCGGAUCGCCUACCAUAGGUAUCCCACCAUUCCCGGGGUUCUUGUCAAUCUCCUAAAGUCCGGCCACCGGAUGAUGUCUGCGACUGCCGCGGACCCAGCUGGAGCCGAGUCUGUGUUCCCCUCUCUAGACAUUGUGCGUCGAGCAGGCCCGCCGGACCUCCUUCGCGAUGAACUCCAGGUCCACAUCGCCAAGUAUUUGUCUAGUCCUGUGUGGCAUGUUCGCGAAAUGGCUGCCCGGACCUUGUGCUCCUGUCUCCUGCACCAGCAAUGGCUCGGUGUCAUCAAAGGGAUAUUGCAAGACGCUAUAAACGACACGACACAGAAUUCAAAAAACCACGUGCAUGGUGUGCUUCUGGUCCUCAAGUUUGUGAUUGAGAGGCUUGGUGAGGUUGGACUGGGCUGGCUUAUCAAUAACCUGACAGACCUUGUCUCUAUGCUGAAGGACAGCAAGGUUGACGAAAAGUACGGAUACUGUCCGGAUAUCCUGGCAGCCUACCUCGAGGUAGUCAACAGUAUUUCAGCAUUGAGUCUACGGCAGUCACUCCCCGUUGAGCGCAUCGAUGUGACGCUACCCCAGAGGUGUGGCAGCGCACUGCUGAAGAUCCAGACAGCCACAUACCGGAUCUACACGGCGAUUGGGAGCAUGACUCCCGUUGAGGAGCUCCGAGCCAUCUUCCUAGGCGGGGAUCUUGGUGCCGAUACCAUGGCCACAGCACUCGAGUUGCUUGCUAAGAUUUGGACAGCCUCGACAACGCCCGAUGAAUUGGUUCCCGAGCUGUGCAGCUUCUACAUGGACCUUUGCUGUGGUACCGCCCUGAGUGAGCCAAGGACUGUGGCAGUUGAGAACCUCGCCAGCAUUAUAGAAUGCAGGUUGGCAAAGGGGGAGUUUGACGAUGUAGACUUCUCUCGCCUCACACAACUCUGGGCGACGCUUCCAUUCAGUCCUGUGAACCCCUCACUGUCGAAUGCUGUACUACGCAUCAGCGGAUGCGUGACGGCUAUUCUACAGCGUUCUCAAAAGUUGCCCGCUUCUGGUCUACAAGGGUGGGGUCUGAUGCUGGCCGACGCAGGUCAAGACGACAAGGGCUUUGACACACGUUUUUCUGCUGCCGGAUCACUGCGGACAUUCUUCGCCGCAACAGGUACCUCGUGUACGACGGAAGAGUACCUCCCCGUCCUUAUGGCCCUUUACGACGCUCUCAACGAUGACGACGAUGAGGUUCGCGACGAGGCCGCCGCCGCGGUCAAGAGCCUGAUCGGUGACGCCCUCACCCCUCUCGAGGCCUCAGACCGCCUUGUAACCUGGUUAACAGCAACGUUUGCAUCGUCUGAUGCUAUGAGGGAGACUGUCGUCGCCAGGCUCACAGGCGCCAGGAGCACCACGACCCUCGCCUGGAAACCUGCCAGUGCGCAGCUCGAUGAUGCCCUGACUGUCGACGACUCCCUGUUCGCCGUUGAGGAGCAAAACCUCUUUAUCGACGAGGUCAGGGAGGCCAAGCGCUGGACGUCAGCUUUGGUGUCUAUGGACUGGUCGUCGUCGUCGUCACCGCUGCUCCUCAAAAAGCUCGACUCCUGGCUCCAGGAGGGCCUAGUCCGCCUGCAGAAACUACUAGAGGAUGGCUAUGACAAGGGAUAUGGUCCCUCGGGAUGGGCAUCGAUCCCUCAGCCUUUUGCUGUGUGCUCUCUGGUGCUUCUUGGCUCCGUGACCAUGGUGACUGCCGGCCAUGCCACUUUAGAACUGCGCAAUGCCAUCGACCGUGUCAGCCAAGCCAUGCGCUCCCCUAACAACUAUCUCAACAUAUCGGGGCUUCUUGUUCAACAUUUUAAGACCUUACAUUUGGGCUAG